Molecule: messenger RNA, 1117 nt
Organism: Paramecium sonneborni
Lineage: Eukaryota; Ciliophora; Oligohymenophorea; Peniculida; Parameciidae
Source: the annotation of a GenBank genome assembly
AAUUUUGCAAUAUUAUAUUUUGAUAAAAUAUGGCAGGAGGAUUAGAAAGAGUUUAUGGAACUGAAGAAGAUAAGGUUAUGAUAAAUAUGUUAUGGUUUAGGUGAAUUGCUCAUUCUAUAUAAAAAUUGGUGCUUGUCGUUAUGAGAAUAAAUGCUAAAGAAUCCAUAGCAUACCUCCAAUCUCAUAAACAAUUUUAUUUAAAGUAAUGGCAUAAUAAUGAGAUUUGUAGCAUAUGUAUCAAAAUUCUCCUAUAGAAGUAGCCAUAGCAUCAGGAAAUGCAGUUUCUUAAGCAGGUAUUGAGGAAGCAUUGGAGAAAUUCGAAAAUUUUUAUGAGGAUGUAUUUUUAAAGGUAUGGUAAAUCUUCAUAAUAAUAAAACAGUUAGCUGAAUUUGGAGAGAUUGAAGAUCUAAUAGUAUGUGAAAACAUUGGUGAUCAUUUAGUUGGAAAUGUUUAUGUGAAAUAUACAUCAGAAUAUUAUGCAGAAGGAUGUUUUAAUGCUUUAUAAAAUUUAUCGUAUGAAAAUAGACCAUUAUAAAUGGAAUAUUCACCUGUACUUGAUUUUAGUAGUGCUAAAUGUAAAUAAUAUAUUGAUGGCACAUGUUAAAGGUUAUUAAAUUAUAUAUAUUAUUUAGAGGUGGAGCAUGUAAUUAUUUACAUCUUAAGAAAAUCUCAACUAAAUUUAAGAAAAGCUUAUUCAAUUAAAUGUAUGAAGAACAUCCUGAUUAUAGAGAAAAAAAAGAAAAAGAAAUUAAUGAGUAUUUAUUCUUUAUUUAUUUAUUAUUAGAAAAAGUCCAAAAAAACAUAAAAAAAAAGAAAAAAAAUCUAAAAAGAAAAAAAGUAGUAGCAGUAGAGAAUCCAGUAGAAGAAAUUCAAUAGAAAGAUAAAAAAUGAUUAAUGAUUGGAAUGAAACAGGAAUUUAAAAUGUAAUUUACUUAUUAGAAUUUUCUUUAACAAGGUUUCUUAAGCAUAAAAAAUGAUGUAUGGAAAUAAUAUGCCUGCUCCAGUUUAUACUCCUAAAGUAUCCAUGAGAACUAGUCCAGAGUUAUUACAAUUAUAAUUACAAUUAGCAGCAUUAAAAGAAUAAUUGACUGCUAUUAAAAUGAGCUGAAACGCCUAC